CCAGCACCAGCACAGGAACUGGCACAAGCACAGGCACCAGCUCCACCACCAGGACCAGCACAAACACAAGAACCAGCAGUAGCACUAGCACUAGAAGGAAGAAAGAGCACAAGUGCCGGCACAAGAGCCGGCAUUGGCAUGAGCACCAGCAGAAGCAUCGGCACAAGACACGGCAUUUGCACGAGCAACAGCGCAAGCACCAGCACAAGCACGAACACCAGAACCAGUACCAGCCAAAGCACCAGCAAAAAAACCAGGACAGGCACAAACGCCAGCACCAGCACUAACACCAGCGCUAGAACUAGCACCAGCACCAGCACCAGUACCAGCACUAGCAGUAGUAAAAGCACCAACACCAGCACUAGCAGUAGUACAAGCACCAGUGUCAGCAUCAACACCAGCACAACCACCGGCACAAGCAGAUGCACCAGCACCAGCAUCAGCACCAUAGCCAGCAGAAGCAGAAACAAAAGCACCAGCAGCAGCACCUCAACCAGCACCAGCACCAGCACCUCCACCACUACCAGCAACAGCACCAGCCUAAGCACCAGAACAGGCACAUGCGCCAGCACCAGCACAAGCAACAGCACCAGUACUAGCACUGUUACAAGCCCCAACACAAGCGUCAGGUCUAGCAACAGCACCAGCACCAGCGUAAGCACUGGCACCAGUACAAGCACCAACAUAGGCACCAGCACAGGCACCAGCACCAGCACCAGCACCAAUAACAAUACCAGCAAAAGCAUCAGCCUAAGCACCAGGACAGGCAACAUCGCCGGCACAAGAACUAACACCAGCAACAACACAGGCACUAGAACCAGCACCAGCACAGUCACCAGCACCACCACCGGGUCCAGCAACAGCACUAUAACAAGAACCGGUCCAGCACAUACACCAGUACUAGUACAGGCACCAGCACAGGAACCUGCAGCCGCACCAGCACGAACACCACCAACAGCACCAGCACAAGUGCCAGCACAAGAACCAGCACCAGCCCCAGCACCAGCACCAGCACGAGCACCAGCACCAGCACCAGCACCAACACGAAGACAGGCACAUGCGCCAGGUCCAGCACAAGUACCAGCACCAGCACCACCACCAGCAACAGCCGAGCAACUGUACAGGAACCAGCACCAGCACUAG
Molecule: messenger RNA, 1143 nt
Organism: Rhopilema esculentum
Lineage: Eukaryota; Metazoa; Cnidaria; Scyphozoa; Rhizostomeae; Rhizostomatidae
Source: RefSeq, a predicted model, not a curated record